GUGCGUCCCUAGUCAUCGCAUCACGCGAAUCGACUAGCACGCGGCUGACUUGGAUACUAACUUGCGCCUGUGCGUCUCCUCAGAUCCUAUCCUUGACGCCGAAUGCAUCGCUGCUGUACACGCUUAUUCCAAAGUCUAUUCGUCGUGCAAGGGCUGCUGAAGAGAAGGAACAUUGUCUACGUAGGAUGUAUGAUGUCAGAGUAGCCAGAUAAAAUCCACCAUUCGUGUUGAGACUAGAAGUGAUUCCCCCCCUGGGGAACUGGGCCUCUACGAGGAAUCCUCUCUUGCCCCUAGGACUGAAGGCGCCUAGCGCGGGGUAUGAAACACUUUCACGAGAGCAGCCGCAAGAACGUGGCAUUGUUUCAGACGUAAAGGAGGAUGGCGUGCUCUACUAGCUCCUGAAUCACGAAACCUGCGAAUGGAGAGUGAGGAGAUAAGGGUCGAUAUGAUUCAGAUGGGAACUGUCCU
Messenger RNA from Mycena citricolor, 468 nucleotides. The record is from the annotation of a GenBank genome assembly. NCBI's taxonomy places the organism in Eukaryota, Fungi, Basidiomycota, Agaricomycetes, Agaricales, Mycenaceae.